Messenger RNA from Setaria italica (foxtail millet), 2070 nucleotides. RefSeq names its product zinc finger protein STOP1 homolog. Gene Ontology annotation, biological process: response to aluminum ion; response to acidic pH. The transcript is spliced from 2 exons. Lineage: Eukaryota; Viridiplantae; Streptophyta; Magnoliopsida; Poales; Poaceae. The record is from RefSeq and is a predicted model, not a curated record. The coding region runs from base 275 to 1828 and encodes 517 amino acids.
CGGAGCGAGCACAGCGAAGUAACAGGAGGGGAGGGGGUGGGGAGCUCUUGAGGUCAACGAGGGGGGAGCGGGGCAGGAAGGCUCGGGGCUCCUUCCUCCUCCUAUAAACCCACCGCGCCCGCCUACCGGGCUCCCAUUUUCUCUCCCGGGAGCCGCAAUUCCGACCUGCUGCUUCGGUUCAUGCCCGCCCAGUAGAUCAAUUCUACACCAGAUGAUUGUACUCCCUGGGGUAGAAGGGCGUACUGAAGCAGAACUCGGGUGGUGUUGAAUCAAAAUGGAAGGCGGGAUGUCAAGUUUGGAAACUGCCAUGAAAGCUUCUUCGUCGAUCGCAAGUGGUACGGCAAGGAAUGCUGAGCCUGACCAACAUCCUGUCUGUUCCAAUUCACUAGAGCAGUUUUAUUUUCCAAGACCUGGCCAAUCUUUGCCAGGCAUUCCACCAUUCUUUGGGCCUCCCUCCUCCAGUUUGUAUCUUCCUAAUGACAAUGAAGCUAAAGUUGGCAACCAAUUUGAACCAAAUCCUUCACAGAGUACGGAUUGGGACCCGCAGGCUAUAGUGAGCAACCUAACUUUCCUUGAGCAGAAGAUCAAGCAGGUAAAAGAUGUUGUGCAGGCCAUGAGUAACCGAGAGAACCAUGUCGCUGGCGGUUCCUGUGAGCUAGCAGCAAAGCAGCAGCUCAUAACUGCUGAUCUCACUAGCAUUAUAAUCCAGCUUAUCACAACUGCUGGUUCGCUGCUCCCUUCAAUGAAGAACCCACUUAGCAGCAAUCUAGCAGUAAGGCAGCUCGGCAACACUCUUGGUUCUCCUAUGGGUUUUGGCAUGAAUACUAAUCAGCGACCAAGUGUAGACAGCAAGACCAAUAUUCCUGACAGUGGAAAGGUCUCUGAUUACGAGGAACUGAUCAAUAGCCUUAAUACUACCCAAGAUGAAAGAGAUGAGAUGAUCAAAUGCCCAAAUCCUUGUGUUGGGGAAGGGUCUGAACCGACUCCGAUGGAAGACCAUGAUGUAAAGGAGAGUGAUGAUGGUGAGCAUGAGGGAGAGAAUCUCCCCCCUGGUUCUUAUGUAGUAUUACAAUUGGAAAAGGAGGAGAUUUUAGCACCACAUACUCAUUUCUGCUUGAUCUGUGGGAAGGGCUUCAAGAGAGAUGCUAACCUAAGGAUGCAUAUGAGGGGCCAUGGAGAUGAGUACAAGACUGCUGCAGCUCUUGCCAAACCCACGAAAGAUUCUGGUUCAGAGCAUGCACCAGUUACAAGGUACUCAUGCCCAUUUGUGGGUUGCAAGCGGAACAAAGAGCACAAGAAGUUCCAGCCUCUCAAGACAAUAUUGUGUGUGAAGAACCAUUACAAGCGAAGCCAUUGUGACAAGAGCUAUACCUGCAGCCGCUGCAACACCAAAAAGUUCUCUGUGAUCGCCGACUUGAAGACUCACGAGAAGCAUUGUGGUCGUGACAAGUGGCUCUGUUCUUGCGGAACAACCUUCUCAAGGAAGGACAAGCUUUUCGGGCAUGUUGCGCUUUUCCAGGGCCACACACCUGCGCUCCCCAUGGAUGAUGUCAAGAUAUCAGAAGCAUCAGAGCAACAGCAGGGCAGCGAGCCCAUGAACGAAAUUUCGAGGAGCGUGGGGUGCUUCCCUUGCAGCUCGUCUGAUGGCAUUUCAAACCUCGACAUGAAAAUGGCUGAUGAUGCGCGCGGUUAUUACUCACCGAUGAGCUUUGAUCCUUGCUUUGGCACGCUCGAUGACUUCACUCGCCCUGGAUUCGACAUCUCUGAGGACCCCUUCUCCUUUCUGCCUUCGGGAUGCAGUUAUGUACAGCAGAAUGGAGACAACUGAUGGGGCUCAUCGUGGAUGACGACGACAAUGGCGCUGGCAACCUUUAUGUAUGAUGUAUGGCUGUAUGCAUGAUGCUAGUCUGGUUCUUGCUAUGUUUAAGGGUCAUUUUAGGUUAUGACUUUCUUUUCCUUAAGUGUCACUUCAUUUGGUGGUCAUCAAUAAUGAGCACUUCUAGCAUUUCGUAGACUGAGAUAGCCCCAGUUUUCAGUACAUACAUGCAAUUGUUACAUUUUUCAUUUUUA